GCCCCGGGGAGGGGCACAGACCGCGGGGCGGGUUGUAACUGUUCUUCCGUCCCCAUUUCACCGGGAGCGGGGGUUUUUGUGAGAGAUUCUCGGGGUCACGGUGAGGACGAUUGAAACCUCCUUCUGGCGCUUUGUGGUUCUGAAGGGACUGUGGUUCUGUCAGCAUCAACUUCCCCUUUGAGAAGGACACAGAAGCUAGGAAAUUUGGGAAAAUAUACAGUGAUGUCUUGAAAAGAGUUCAUAUUACAUAAGAGGAGGCGUUUACGAUUUUGGAGAAGAAUUGUAGCUCUGGUUGUGGAUCAGAAUUCUUUGAUGCUGUCCCUAUAAGUUAACCACAUUUGAUCAGUAUGACAUUCAAGUUGGUGUUGCUAAGGCAUGGUGAAGGUGCGUGGAAUAAAGAAAACCGAUUUUGCAGUUGGGUUGAUCAAAGGUUGACUCCCAAUGGUAUAAAAGAAGCUCAAACCUGUGGAAAGGUCCUAAAAGAAGCCGGAUUUGAAUUUGAUCUUGUGUUUACCUCUAUUUUGAGCCGAUCCAUAGAAACUUCAUGGCUAGUUCUGCAGGAGAUGGAGCAAGAAUGGGUGCAAACUGAGAGCUCUUGGCGACUUAAUGAGCGCCACUAUGGGGCAUUAAUUGGUCUUAAUCGGGCAGAGUUGGCCUCAAUUCAUGGAGAAGAGAAAGUUAAGCUUUGGAGAAGAAGUUAUGAUAUCACUCCACCUCCUAUUGAUGAAUCUCAUUCGUACUUCCACGAAAUUUACAAUGAUCGAAGAUACAAUUAUUGUGAUGUUGCAAAAGAAAAACUACCGAAAGCUGAGAGUUUGAAGGAGGUUCUUGAUAGACUGCUGCCAUAUUGGUAUGAUGUAAUUGUGCCAGAAAUAAAAAAAGGGAAAUGCAUUCUAAUAUCAGCGCAUGGAAACAGUGCCAGGGCUCUUCUUAAACAUCUAGAAGGUAUCCCAGAUGAUGAAAUAGUUAAUGUGACACUGCCGACUGGGGUGCCAGUUCUUCUGGAAUUGGAUGAAAACCUUCAUCCAGUUAGACCACAUAGAUUUUUAGGCAAUCAGGAGGCCAUCCAGGCAGCUAUCAAAAAGGUGGAGGAUCAGGGCAAGGCAGCUGCUCCAGGAAAGAACAUACCUGUUUCUGCCAAUUAACUCUCAAUUAUUGACUUUGGAAGGGAGAUGUAGUUAGAAACCAUUUAAAAACUAUUUGGAGGAGAAGUUUAUUUUGUUUGGAACAUUCUGUAUAGAUCUGUUGCAGUUGGUGAGCAUGUCCUAGGUUUGGCACUGGUGAAAUAUGUUGAACUAUUAUUUGCUGCUUUGCACUGAUGUCUUAAUAAGGCUAAUUUAUUUAAAAAGCUAGAACUAUAUAGGUUUUCAUACACAGGAAGAUAGUUUUGUUAUUGUACCAAGGAUUCUUUAAGUAAAAUUUACAAGGCUGAAUUAAGAAUGUUAAUCAUAUUUUAUUAAGUGAGUUGUGAGAGCCCAGCUAUAUUAGUUCAGGUUUGCAGAAGGUGCGCUUUUCAACAGAUGAUAGGAGUUGCGCUGCUUAGAUCUGCAUCACAGGGAAGCUCUAAUUGCAGCUCAUUAACUGUAAAAGGUCACUUGAUUACAUUGGGCCUUGGAAAUUAUGAAGACAUGCCCCUCUGCUUGACAUGUCCCAAAAGUACAAAAUCUGAGCCUUAUCCAGUAUGCCAAUCAUUUUUCAAACAACCUUAGCAGAUCAUUUAUUAGGAAGAUAAAUUGUAUGUGCUAGAAUGAUUAUUUUCCUUGAACAGGAGUCGGGUAAAUUGAACAGAUUUUCUUGAUCUGAUAAGGUUCAAAUAGUUGAUUCAGAAAGAAUGGAGAGCGGUAAUAGGAAAAAAAGUAAUCAGUAAAGAUUUAUGGGUCCUGUAGGAAGCCUAAAAGUGACAGAACAUUUUAAGAUUUUCUUGAAGACAUUACUGGCAAAUAAGACAUUACAGUAUAAAAAAGUUUAUAUAUUGCAAUGUGCCACAUUUACUUAUUGAAGAAAAUAGAGAAGUGUCAAGAGCCCUUGCCUCCUUAGAUCUUAAUUGUGUAUUAAUUGCUAUUUGAAUCAAAUUAUCUGUAAUCUAAUUCCAACAGCAUCAAUGGAAAUUCAUUGAAAAGGCAGUGACCAUUAUGCAAUUUGAACAUGGAGUGCUCAGUAGUUGGUGAUGUAGAAAUCUUGAGGAAAUAAUACCUUGAAGUAUGGGAGAAUGCUACUGUACUGUACUGUAGAAAUAGCACCAUAGCAUUUUACAUUUGAGUUUACAAUAUCAAUUUGUUUUGAUUUUAUGAAGCUGUAUACAUUUUUUGAGUUUUAAGUAACUUCUCAAAUGGUUGAAAAUAGAAAACUAGCAAUUUUCUUUGUUAUUGUAUUAUAGUUAAAUUAGUUGAAGAUAAGUAUUCAUACCUCCUGUGUUUUCAGCAUCCAUGUUUCAGUUAAGUUUAGCUCAUGAAGUGCUGAGCUGUAUAGGUCAGGAUAGCCUUUGGAUUUGUUACUUCAUUUAUGUUGAGCUAACCCUUCUUGAUAGAGGUAAUUAUGGAGGGCGCACAUGCACACAUGCCUCGAUUGCCAUUUAGCAACCCAUGUUACAUUGUCUUGUUUUUAACAUAUACAUUGUAAGAGUCGAAAAGUAUGGCAUGAAAAAGCACAGCAGGUCAGGCAGCAUUUGAGGAGCAGUAGAGUUGACGUUUUGGGCAUAAGCCCUUCAUCAGGAAUGUCCAUUGUAACACUUGUUAAGGCUGGUUUAAGAUCAUUGAGCACUUGGAUGAAGAAAUGGAGGGCCAUUCAUGCUUGCUGAACUAUAACCGGCAAGUACUUAAUAUUUUUGGGACAGAAGUAUAAUGCAGACUUCAUUCUAUGAAGGAUGAAGAGCAACUCAAUGGAUAGCAGUGUAUUAACAAUGUACUUUAUCUUUGUAAUGUGGUGUACUUCAAAUCACAGAUGGAAAAGGAUGGAAGCCUGUAUUUUACUGUCAAUUGAAUUAUGUUACAGACAUAUAAGCUCCAAGGUGCCCUUUUCAUUGCUGUUUCAUUUACUGUAUGAACUGUUCACAUCAUGUCUACUGAAUAAAAGUAAAAAUAAAAAUUGAACAAUAAAAAUUAAUCAAUCUGAUGCAUAAUUGGAUAAAUAAUCCAACAAAUGAGAGUUAAAAUCUAACAAUGGCAGUUUGAAUAUUUAAAAUAUAGUUAGUAUAAGAAUCAGAUCAAUAUCAGUAAAAGUGACUAUUCGAGCUAUUGGGUUGAUAUUAAAAAUCCAAUUGAUUCAUCAACGUCUUUAAGGGAAAGAAUUCUGCCAUUCUUCCUAAUCAGGCCCAUAUGUAAAUGCUUCUGAAGUGGCCUGGCAAGCGUAACAGUUGAAUCUAACUACUGCAAAAAAAGUGGGAAUAGAACCAGAAACUAUACUGCAUGGACUAAAGUGGCUCAAGAAGAUCCAAUAAGGGUUAGACAAUAAAUGUCAUUCUUGCCAGGAUGUCCAGCUCCUGAGAAGAGUAUAAACAUGCAAUUUUAACAAUAUAAGUAUAACAACUGGCAUUUUUUAUAAAAUUGUAUUUCAGUAUUUUUAAUUUGGUUGAGAUAUAUAUGAUGGCUGUAUUAUCAAAACUAUUCAGUUUACUUCCGGUCUACAUUGCUGUUAUCUUCAGUAUAUUUUGUGGACACCAUUUAGAACAUUCAAUCUGAACAUAAUAUUUCAAUUAUUGCUUUGUCAUUUAUUGUAUAGUUAGUACAGUGUGCAAAAGUAUUGAAUAUAGUUAGCCUACCUUUUGAUGCUGUAGAAUAGCAUCAAAAUAGUUAUUACAGUUUGGUAUGUAUAAUAAAAAUAUGUAAUUGUAUUUUUAUAAUAUUGCAUUCACCAGAUGCAAUCUUUUGAAUAAUUUGUUACAUCUUCAUCAGUUAAAUGCUCAAAGGAAGUAAAUUUGAAAUUUCUUCAGGCAAGCUCAUUCUAAAUGUUAGAGGUUAACUACUAAAUUCAACCAUCCUUUACUCUGAAUGAGAAACCUAAUAGUUUAGACUGUAGCAAGUUGCUAUAAUAUUUUGACCUAUAUCUUGUUCCUUUGAGCACACCGGAAUUGUCAAAUUUACCCUUUUUUCUGAUUGUUAAAGACUGAGUUGAGAUUUUUUUUCUCAUGAUCAUUAAAUCUUUGCAGUCCUCUACCUCAAACAUGAGUGGAUGCUCAAUCAUUGAAUAUAUUCAAGACUGGGAUAGAUAUAGAUUUGGGCUUCAGAGAAAUCCAGGUUAUGGGGAUCAGGUGAAAAAGUAGAGUUAAAGUCAAAGAUCAACAAUGAUUUUGAAAAACGCAAGUUCACUCUAGAGGAUGUAUAGUUUAUUCCUUUUUCUAAUUCUUAGGUCCUUAUCUGGUCACUGCUUUAGCACAAUAUAUUGAAACGAUUCUUAUUCUUGAAUACAGAAUGUCUCUCCAAUAUGGACUUUUUAAUCAGAAAAAAGCUAUAAUUUGGCAGGUCCUAUUAUUGUGCAAUUUGACCCCUCCACUGUAAAUUUAUGGAGAAGGUUUAGUGCCUCAAGCUAUAUAGAUGCAUCUAUUGCUGAAAAUGUGUUGCUGGAAAAGCGCAGCAGGUCAGGCAGCAUCCAAGAAGCAGGAGAAUUGACGUUUCGGGCAUGAGCCCUUCUUCAGGAAGGAUGCAUGUAUUGUCAAUACCAUUUUUGUUCAUUUAAAGCUGAAUUACAAAUUACAUCACCAAAACCAAUCAUCUUUCUGCUAUUGAUUAGACAUUGAUCCAGAUCAUAAUGUUAUGCAGAUCUUUUAUUAUGCAAAUGUUUUACAUUGUUAUAAACUCUACUAUAGUAAUACUGUCUUUACUUCGUAAUUUAAUUGAAGAAGCAACUAAAUGAAUACUUUUUUGGUAACUUUGAUCUAGACAUGUUCUACCUGUUCUUUCUUCCUGGAGAGGAGACAGAAUGAUCUCCCUCAGUCUAUUUCAACAGCACAUCUCAAAUCUGCUAUUUUAUCUAAGUAAGCACAAAAAGUCUGAUUGUAAAUUUUGAAUAACAGAUAUCAUGAACUUUUAAGGUUUAUCUUUCAAGUCUGGUAUGACUUUAUAAGAGCAUGAGCGGUUUGCUGUGACGAGUGCAUUAUUAAAACUUGGAUUGGUUGUAAUGGAGUAGAUGUUUAUCACUAACUUUUACCAUUAACAUUUUGUAUGUUUAUUAAUAGUUGUCAUAAUUAAGUGUGCAAAUGUUGUCUUUGGAUUGAGCCAGUUACCUUGUUUUUUUUUCACUAUUUGAAACAGGUAAUGAGAAUUCUGGGUAGUAUUGAACCUAAUUGUAACCUACCAAAUCUUAAGUGUUUAAAUCAGAAAUUAAAAAAAACAAUUUUAACAAUGUUCUCCAGAUUUGGAUGUUACUACCAACGCCAGUACUUAUUGUCAACACCUCUUUGCCAUAGGUCACUUC
Molecule: messenger RNA, 5409 nt
Organism: Chiloscyllium plagiosum (whitespotted bambooshark)
Lineage: Eukaryota; Metazoa; Chordata; Chondrichthyes; Orectolobiformes; Hemiscylliidae
Gene: bpgm
Product: 2,3-bisphosphoglycerate mutase
Biological process (GO): glycolytic process
Molecular function (GO): intramolecular phosphotransferase activity
Source: RefSeq, a predicted model, not a curated record